CAUGGCUGCGGCCACCCGGCGCGCACCCCAAAGCGCCGCGCCCAGCUCCCCGGAGAAGGAGGAGGAGGUUCUUGGGCUGAACCGGGCCGGCCCAAAAGAAGCGCAGCAGCAGCGGCUGAGCGUGGACGCGGCCGCGGCAGGACAGCGGGAUGUCCCUCCUGGUCCUGGUCUGGCUAGUUUCCUACUCUGCAGGCUCCCUGGGAACUCACACUGAGAUCAAGCGUGUGGCCGAGGAGAAGGUCACUCUGCCUUGCCACCACCAGCUGGGCUUCCCAGAGAAGGACACCCUGGAUAUCGAAUGGCUGCUGACCGAUAACGAGGGCAAUCAGAAAGUGGUCAUCACUUACUCCAGUCGCCAUGUCUACAAUAACCUGACUGAGGAGCAGAAGGGCCGAGUGGCCUUUGCUUCUAAUUUCCUGGCAGGGGAUGCUUCCCUGCAGAUCGAGCCCCUGAAGCCCAGCGAUGAGGGGCGCUACACCUGCAAGGUGAAGAAUUCGGGCCGCUACGUGUGGAGCCACGUCAUCCUAAAGGUCUUAGUGCGCCCGUCCAAACCCACGUGUGAGCUGGAAGGAGAGCUGACGGAAGGCAGUGACCUCACCCUGCAGUGUGAGUCCGCCUCGGGCACCAAGCCCAUUGUCUACAUCUGGCAGCGGGUCCGAGAGAAGGAGGGUGAGGAUGAACAUCUACCUCCCAAAUCUCGGAUUGACUACAACCACCCAGGACGAGUCCUGCUGCAGAAUCUCACCAUGUCGUCCUCGGGGCUGUACCAGUGCACAGCGGGCAAUGAGGCGGGCAAAGAGAGCUGCGUGGUGAGAGUGACUGUGCAGUAUGUCCAAAGCAUAGGCAUGAUUGCAGGGGCGGUUACAGGCAUGGUGGCAGGAGCUGUGCUGAUAUUCUUCUUGGUGUGGCUGCUAAUCCGAAGGAAAGACAAAGAGAGAUAUGAGGAAGAAGAGAGGCCUAAUGAAAUUCGAGAAGACGCGGAAGCCCCCAAAGCGCGCCUGGUGAAACCCAGUUCCUCUUCCUCAGGCUCUCGCAGCUCCCGUUCUGGCUCGUCCUCCACCCGCUCCACAGCAAAUAGUGCCUCACGCAGCCAGCGGACACUGUCUACGGAAGCAGCACCUCCGCCGGGGCUGGCCAGCCACGCAUACAGCAUAGUGGGAACAGAAGUGCGGGGCUCGGAACCCAAGAAGGGCCACCCUGCUACCCUGACCAAAGCCGAAACCAUGCCCAGCAUGAUCCCCAGUCAGAGCAGAGCCUUCCAAACUGUCUGAGAGUGGACAACACACCCCAGCUUGCCUCGGACCCUCCAAGCUCUUGAAGCUGAGUCACCAGCCACACGCCCCCCUACCUUGAGCCAGGAGAGGCCCCACAUUCUCCAUGGGCUUGGCUUGGGCUAGAGUCCAUGUGCGGACUUCUCGUGCAGGGCACUGAAGUAGGAAGAGGAGUUUCACUGAUGGUCUCUCCAAAGGCAUCUCACGUCGCCUUUGCUCCAGAGCCAGGACAGCAGGAGUCUAAAUCUGUGUAUUUUUUUUGACCAGAACCUGGGGUAAAAGCAAACAAACAAAAAAUUGGGGAAAGGGGACGUAAACACACUUAAAAGUUCUCACCGAGAUUUUUUUUCUAUCAGUACUUUGUUCACCGUUGUCAAGAAGAAAUAAGGUGUUCAUAAAUUUUCUAUGCAUUUCUGCAAACCUAGUGGAUUCUUUGGAUUCUUCAGAUAGUCGAGCAGAACCCACAGCCUUAUAUUACACCUCUCUGCACCAAGUACUGGGCUUACCACUUCUGAGAAACCCCUCCAGCCCCAAAAGGAAACAACUCUGAUUCUUUCUGACUUGACUUUGUGGAUUUGCCUGUAUGGCUGGGAUAUUCCUUUCAAAAGUUUAAAUCGUGGGAAAUGGUGAAUGAUAGCGUUUCUCCCACUCUAUCUACUAAAAAUCUUUCUACGUAUAUUGUACCUUUCUACUUACAUUGUAGCACUACAAAAAGGGGUUCUAAAUGUGUGGCAAGGGACUGAAAACUUUUUUUCUCGAGCAUGCCCAGAGGGUCACUGGCAAAUAUCAGAAAUAUAAAAACUGGAAUGACCAUGAAAUUUCCCCUCCAAUCACAGAACUCUUGGAUUUCACUGGGGCCAGAAAAAUAUAAGCACUAUGCCAUUUUCUGGUGUCUUUAGAAAGACGCUUUUCUAGAGAAGAGAUCUCCUAGGAUGUUGAAAAGACUAUCUGACAUCCAUCAUCUCUUCUCUCGGAGAUGACACCAGAGUUUCAAGACUAUACUAAAAAGGGUGAUUAAUUUUCUCUUCAUAUGGCAGUGAUUGGUAGAAAGAAGUUUAGCAUUAUGCCAAAUGGGGAGUUUCCUCCAUUGAUUGUAGGAAAAAGCUAUGAAGCUGGGACUUUGGAUAAUUCUAGGCCUUAAACUAUCAAAAAAGAUCAGGGAUUGUCAGCAUUUCCCAGGGGCAUUCAAAGUAUGUCCUAAUCAAUCUCACUUGAGAAGUAGGGAGAGAAAUGCAGGGUUUCUCAACAGGAAGUCUGGUCCUAGACUGGAAGGAAAGGAAAUUGACUUUCAGGGAAGAUCUAAGGAGAAUAAUAAUGGGUGACAAGAGGGGGGCACGUUAAUCCCUAUUC
This is a messenger RNA of Suncus etruscus (white-toothed pygmy shrew), 2621 nucleotides long. RefSeq names its product CXADR like membrane protein (gene CLMP). Bases 150 to 1271 code for a protein of 373 amino acids. The transcript has 7 exons. NCBI's taxonomy places the organism in Eukaryota, Metazoa, Chordata, Mammalia, Eulipotyphla, Soricidae. The record is from RefSeq and is a predicted model, not a curated record. Gene Ontology annotation, cellular component: cell surface; membrane; cytoplasmic microtubule.